Molecule: messenger RNA, 540 nt
Organism: Salvia miltiorrhiza (redroot sage)
Lineage: Eukaryota; Viridiplantae; Streptophyta; Magnoliopsida; Lamiales; Lamiaceae
Product: metal transporter Nramp2-like
Exons: 2
Coding region: 1-540 (179 amino acids)
Biological process (GO): metal ion transport
Cellular component (GO): membrane
Molecular function (GO): cadmium ion transmembrane transporter activity; manganese ion transmembrane transporter activity
Source: RefSeq, a predicted model, not a curated record
AUGGUAAAAUCGCCCUUACGCGGGAGGUUUCCCCGCGUCUCUAGUGAUUCCUCUGUUGAAGGCCAUUCCUCUGGCGAGAACGGCCCCUCUGACAAAGUUCCGAUUCAAACCGACAACGUCGACGACGAGGAGGCGGCGUACGAGGCGCGCCAGAAGAUCCUGAUCGCCGAUUUCGAAUUAGAUUCGCCCAAUUACUCGGGGGCGCUGCCGUUCUCGUUCAAGAAGCUGUGGAUGUUCACGGGUCCGGGUUUCCUGAUGAGCAUAGCGUUUCUAGAUCCGGGGAAUCUCGAGGGGGAUCUUCAGGCCGGCGCCAUUGCUGGCUACUCCUUGUUGUGGCUGCUGAUGUGGGCCACGGCGAUGGGGCUGCUGAUUCAGCUUCUGUCGGCGAGGCUAGGGGUGGCGACGGGCCGGCAUUUGGCCGAGCUCUGCCGCGAUGAGUAUCCGGACUGGGCGAGGAUUGUUCUGUGGUUCAUGGCGGAGGUGGCCUUGAUUGGGGCUGAUAUUCAGGAGGUGAUCGGAAGCGCCAUUGAUUGGGGCUGA